Molecule: messenger RNA, 3753 nt
Organism: Culicoides brevitarsis
Lineage: Eukaryota; Metazoa; Arthropoda; Insecta; Diptera; Ceratopogonidae
Gene: SMC1
Product: structural maintenance of chromosomes protein 1A
Exons: 4
Coding region: 71-3730 (1219 amino acids)
Biological process (GO): sister chromatid cohesion
Cellular component (GO): chromosome; cohesin complex; nucleus
Molecular function (GO): ATP binding; protein binding; DNA binding
Source: RefSeq, a predicted model, not a curated record
GCAUUUUGGAAAAAUACUUAUUUUAAUAAAAAAACAAAUGAAAAAGUAAAAAGAAGUAUAACGGAUUAAGAUGAGUGCGUUUUUAGAAUUCAUUGAAGUUGAUAACUUCAAGUCUUAUAGGGGUAAUGUGGUGAUUGGUCCAUUGAAAAAAUUUUCCGCUGUAAUUGGGCCUAAUGGCUCAGGUAAAUCAAAUUUCAUGGAUGCCAUCAGUUUUGUCAUGGGAGAAAAAACCAAUUGUCUUCGUGUAAAGAAAUUAAGUGAAUUGAUUCAUGGUGCGUCAAUCGGAAAGGCUGUAUCUAGAACCUGUUCAGUUACUGCAAAAUUUAUACUUCCCGGAAACGUAAGAAAGGAUUUUCAAAGAUCUGUGCAAGGCUCUUCUUCUGACUAUAAAAUCAAUGGCCAGUCUGUAACAAGUGCAACAUAUUUAUCUGAGUUAGAGUACUUGGGUAUCAAUGUGAAGGCAAAGAACUUUUUGGUUUUUCAAGGCGCCGUAGAAAGUAUUGCUAUGAAAAAUGCAAAAGAACGAACGGCUCUAUUUGAGGAAAUUUCUGGUUCGGGCUUACUCAAGGACGAAUAUAAUAAAUUACGUUUAGAAGUGAAUGCCGCUGAAGAGGAAACACAGUUUACUUACCAGAAGAAAAAAGGAGUUGCGGCAGAACGUAAGGAAGCUAAGUUGGAAAAACUUGAAGCAGAUCGAUAUCAAAAAUUACGACAAGAAUACACGGACAAACAAAUUGAGUAUCAGUUGUUCCGUUUAUUUCACAAUGAAAAAGAAAUACAACGUCUUGGAGAGGAGCUUGAUUCAAAGCAAGGUGAAUUGACCGCGGCUGAACAACGAAAAGAACAAGCAGACGAGGUGUUGCGUGAAAAGAAAAAAGAAGCGGGAAAAAUUGCACGGGAAUUAGCAAAAAUUGAGCAGGAUAUUAGAGAGGUAGAGUCGGAAAUGAGCAAAAAACACCCAUUGUUCAUCAAAGCAAAGGAAAAGGUGGCACAUAUGAAGAAAAAAUUGGAUGGAGCAAAGAAAACAUUGGAACAAGCAAAGUUAGCAGAUGAUGCUCAUGCUGCAGAUAUUCAAAAGCUAGAAAAUGAGCUAGCGGCGGUGGAAGCUAAGAAAAGGGAAUUUGAGGCAGAAAUUGCAGGCCAAUCACAGAAGCGUGGUCGAAAUAUCCAUUUAGAGGAAAAUUUAGUACAAGAGUACGAUAGGUUGAAACAAAAAGCCGACGCAACAUCUGCCAAAUAUUUGGGAAAACUUGAUGCUGUUAAUCGUGAGCAAAAGUCAGAACAAGAUUUAUUGGACGCAGAAAUAAACAAAAAGUCACAAAUUGAAGAGACUUUAAAAAAAUACACGUCAGAGAAAGAAGAAGCCGUAAAGCGUCGCGAUAAGCUUGUCGAUCAUAUAACCAGCAGUAAAAAAGCUCUGGAGGAGCAAAAUCGCACAAAAGAAGAAUUAAGAAAAGAUGUCGGAUCCUCAAAAGAACGCAUAAUUGAGUUGCAAAAUGAGCUUGAUAAUGUUCGUGACCAAUUAGGAGACGCUAAAAUUGAUAAACAUGAAGAUGGACGUCGAAAGAAGAAAACAGAAGUUGUGGAGCUGUUUAAACGAGAAGUUCCAGGUGUCUAUGAUAGAAUGAUUAAUAUGUGUCAACCAACACAUAAGCGAUAUAAUGUUGCUGUGACUAAAGUCUUGGGUAAAUAUAUGGAGGCUAUCAUUGUAGAUACUGAAAAGACAGCUCGUCGUUGCAUUCAAAUUCUGAAAGAGCAAAUGUUGGAAGUCGAGACAUUCCUUCCGUUGGAUUAUUUACAAGCAAAACCAUUGAAAGAGCGCCUACGAAAUAUAUCGGAUCCGAAAGGCGUCCGUUUGAUCUAUGAUGUUCUAAAAUUUGACCCGCCCGAAAUAGAACGAGCCGUUUUGUUUGCUACAAAUAAUGCAUUAGUGUGUGAGACUCCCGAGGAUGCCAUGAAGGUUGCAUACGACAUCGGUAGUCGUUACGAUGCAUUGGCAUUAGACGGUACAUUUUAUCAAAAAUCUGGCAUAAUAUCUGGUGGAAGUCAUGAUCUUGCUCGAAAGGCCAAACGUUGGGAUGAAAAACAUAUGGCUACACUUAAAUUACAAAAGGAAAAACUGAACGAGGAAUUGAAAGAUGUCAUUAAAAAGUCACGGAAACAAGGGGAGCUUACUACAGUUGAGUCACAAAUAAAGGGACUUGAAAAUCGUUUAAAAUAUAGCAAGAAUGAUUUAGAUGCUUCAGAACGGACCAUUUCUAAUUUUGACAAGAAAAUUGAAACGUUGAAACGAGAAAUGGAUGCAAUCGGUCCAAAAAUUGCAGAAAUUGAACGUCGCAUGGCUCAACGUGAUCAAAAAAUUCAGGAAAUAAAAGAAGCAAUGAACAGUGUCGAAGACCGGGUUUAUUUUGACUUUUGUCAAAAGAUUGGCGUUGCUAAUAUUCGUCAGUAUGAAGAAAGAGAAUUGGUGAUGCAACACGAACGCGCCGGAAAACGUGCUGAAUUCGAGCAACAAAUUGACCGUAUCAAUACAAAUUUGGAUUUUGAACGUAGUAAAAAUACACGAGUAAACGUCGAUCGUUGGGAACGAGCCGUUCAAGAUGACGAAGACUCUUUGGAAACAUUUCGCCAAGCAGAACGACGUCACUUAAGUGAAAUUGAAAUAGACAAGCAAAAGAUUGAAGAGUUAAAGCAGAGUAAAAACGCAAAGAAAAUUCAAGUGGAUCAAAUGGAGGAAGAAACAGCUAAGGCUCGACGAGAUGUUCAAAUUUGUGCUAAGGAACUUGCUAAUAUUAGUCACCAUAUCGGAUCGACGGAAAACAAAAUCGAGAGCAAAAAAUGCGAACGGCAUAACCUCCUGAUGCAGGCUAAGAUGGAAGCAAUAGCGAUACCCAUUAUUCGUGGAUCCCUGGACGAUGUAGCACAGCAUGGUGACGAAAACAAUGAAUCAGCAGCUUCUUUGUCAGGCCAGGGUUCACGUGAAGCGCUAAUACAAGUCGAUUACAGUGAAUUGCCACGCGAGUACAAACAGUUAUCGGAACCAGAUCAAAUUAAGAAAAAAGGAGAUAGUUUAAACAAAGAACUAGCUGCCAAAUUAGACACAAUUGAGAAAAUUCAAAUGCCUAACAUGAAAGCUAUGCAAAAGCUGGACCGCGUUACCGAAAAAAUUGCAUCUACAAAUGAAGAGUUUGAAGCUGCCCGUAAAAAAGCAAAGAAAGCAAAAGCUGCUUUUGAGAAGGUUAAGAAUGACAGAAUUGACCGUUUUAAACGGUGUUGUGAUCAUAUAUCAGAGGCUAUUGAUGGAAUAUACAAAGCACUUGCUAGAAAUGAAUCAGCACAAGCAUAUUUAGGUCCAGACAAUCCAGAAGAGCCAUAUUUGGAUGGAAUAAAUUACAAUUGUGUUGCUCCCGGUAAACGUUUCCAGCCUAUGAGUAAUUUAAGUGGCGGAGAAAAAACUAUAGCAGCAUUAGCACUCUUAUUUGCUAUUCAUAGCUAUCACCCUUCGCCAUUUUUUGUUCUUGAUGAAAUUGAUGCAGCAUUGGAUAACACAAAUAUUGGAAAAGUGGCCAGCUAUAUUAGAGAAAAAACAGAAAACCUCCAAACUAUUGUUAUAUCUUUGAAAGAGGAAUUUUAUGGACACGCUGAUUGUUUAAUUGGAAUCACCCCUGAGCCAGCAGACUGUUUAGUAUCAAGUGUGUAUUUGUACGACUUGACCAUAUUUCCAGAGUAAAAGCUUGUCAUAGAGUAUUCUAU